UGGCAGCGUCAUUUCAACCCCCAAAAUGACCUAUAAAUUCCUUGCCAACGGUGCUCUUUCUUGCAACCAGCAAGCCGCUGCUUUUCCCAUCUCCCGGUCGAUCCCAAUCCCAAGUAGUAAGCCCGGCCCAAAUGGCCUCUCGCGGGUUCAUCUCUUCGAGGGCGCUGCAGAUGGCGGCGGCAGCGCUGAUCGUCCUGAGCCUGGCGCGGCCGUCGCUGUGCCAGCAGCGCCGGGAGCUCGAGCUGGCGGAGAUCCCGGCCGGCGACCAGCUCACGUACCACGGCGGCGCCGUGCUGAGCGGCGACAUCCCCGUCUCCAUCGUCUGGUACGGGAUGUUCUCGCCCGAGAAGAAGGCCAUCGUCGUCGACUUCAUCGAGUCGCUCACGUCCAAGCCCGCCUCCGCGACGCCCUCGGUCGCGCAGUGGUGGGCCACCAUCCGCAAGGUCUACCUGUCCAACGCCGCCGCGGCCGGCGGCGACACGCGCGUGCUUCUCGCCAGCCAGGCCGCCGACGAGCAGUACUCCCUCGGCAAGUCCCUGACGCUGGACCAGGUGUUCCAGCUCGCGGCGGGUGCGGCGCCCCGGAAGGGCGCGCUGGUGCUGGUGCUCAUGGACGCGGACGUCGUCGUCGAGGGCUUCGGCAGCGUGCGGUGCGGCCUCCACGGCGCCGACGCGGGCGCCGGCUACGUCUACGCGUGGGCGGGCGACGCCGAGCGGCAGUGCCCCGGGCAGUGCGCGUGGCCGUUCGCGAGGCCGUCCUACGGGCCGAAGGACAAGCCGCUGGCCGCGCCCAACGGCGCCGUCGGCGUCGACGGCAUGAUGGUGACGCUCGCCAGCAUGGUGGCGGGCGCGGUGACCAACCCGUUCCGCGACGCCUACUACCAGGGCGAGAAGGACGCCGCGCUGGAGGCCUGCACGGCGUGCGCCGGGGUGUACGGCAGCGGCUCGUACCCCGGGUACGCCGGCGACGUGCUCGUCGACAAGGCCACCGGAGGCAGCUACAACGCCGUCGGCGCCGGAGGCCACAAGUACCUGCUCCCCGCCGUCUACGACGCCGCCAAGCCUGGGUGCUCUACUUUGGUGUAGAUCCAGCGCACAAGGCAGCAAGAUUUGCAGU
This is a messenger RNA of Panicum virgatum (switchgrass), 1116 nucleotides long. RefSeq names its product protein PHOSPHATE-INDUCED 1-like. The transcript has a single exon. The record is from RefSeq and is a predicted model, not a curated record. Bases 132 to 1085 code for a protein of 317 amino acids. Lineage: Eukaryota; Viridiplantae; Streptophyta; Magnoliopsida; Poales; Poaceae.